AAAGAAUAAAAACUGCAAUUAAAUCGUUUUUAUUCUGUCGAUAUUUUGAAAGGCGUGAAGGAGUGAAACUGUGCAUACGCAUAAGAUAGACGGACAGAAUGGAGAUUCCCAGUGAGCUUCUGCCGCUGCUCAGCUGCCCUCUGUGCGGGCGUCUCUACUCAGAGGAGGGCAGACAUGUGCCCAAGUUGCUCAGCUGCCAGCACUGCUACUGCAAGGAUUGCCUGGACAAGGAGCUGCUGUGGUCGUUGCCCUGCAAUGGCCGAGAGUGGAUCUGUGGCAGGUGCGGAAUGAGCACCAAGCUCGAGCCGGAUAUGUUGCCCGAACCGGAGUACAUCAUCUAUUUAAUACGCAACUUGAGGGCCCUGCAGUUGGGACAAGUGAUGAUGGCGAUGCAAGCGGGCCCCACCAGCCCCCAAGCUGUCGAGGCUGGAGCCGCAAAGCCCAUCCCUGAGCCUGCAAACAUGGCUGGAUGGCUGGAUGAUGUCUGCGUGAACCGUUUCCUGACCAACAGCUGCGAGCAUUGCUUGAUCCAUGGGUUGCCGAACACGACCUGGUGCCACAACUGUCGACAUCUGAUGUGUCGCGCCUGCGCCAAUGGCGCGGCACAUUCCGAGCACCAGUUGACCUGCCACAUGGACUUCAGCGAGCUGGUCCACCAGCUGCUCUCCAAUGAGAUGGACAAAAUCAAGAGGGCCUGCAGUGAGGUCGAUGCGCUGGCCCGCCGCGAUAUGGCAAUGCUUCGGGUUCUCUUUGAAGGCUGUCACCAGCUUCAGAAUACCGUCAGAAAGGAGAUCCUGGGCCACAAGCCCAGCAUGGUUGUCUUGCACAUGCGCGACUGGCUGAUGCGAUCCGAGACGAUGCUCAGCCGCCUGUGGGGAGAGGGUGCCCUCGGGGUCUACGAGAUGCAUCAACUCCUGGGCCGGGCCUCCGCAAAGGUGAAGCUAUUCCGCAAGCAGGUUUUGCAUCUUCAGUUCCAGUAUAACAUGCGAGCCAUCAUCCAGGAGAAUGGCAUGCACAUGCUGACCUUUGAGCUGCUCAACGAGCGAAUUCUGGGUCUACAGCGGAACCCCAAUCCCAAUCCACCCCAGGGCAUACCUGGGGACGGAGUGCCGCCAGCUUUGGUGAUGAUCAAUUACUGCAUCUACAACUACUGGCAACAGGUGCAGCAACAGGUGUUGCUGAUGCCCCGCCAGGAGCAUCCACCGCUCCACAGUCAACCCCGCCAUGAGCACUCCCUGAUGCUACCGAUCAAUAACCUGUGGCAGAUAUCUCCUCUGGAGCCAGCUCCCUCUACCAGCUGCAGCAGCCACAGCUUCUUGACCCACAACUAUCCCCAUCCGGCAGCCCAGCUCUUCAACAACGACUACAACCGCCUGAAUCUGGGCCUACUGCUUGGACAGAACAAUGCACAGUCACAGCAACAGCAACAGCAUCAGCAACAAAUGGGUAACCAAGCCUCCGGCAUGCGUCAGCAUGGGCAUGGCCAUGGGACAGCCAUUGGAUUGGUAAGCAUUGGGCGGUUGCCCUUAGUACACUGUUAUCCCAUAUAUUACAUGGAUAUGGAAAUAGCAGGGCGUCUGGCCGGGCGAGUACUAAUCGAAGUGAACAAGGAUGCUGCGCCCCGGAUGGCCGAAAACUUUGGCUCGCUUAUCCGGCAGGAUCGCGGCUUUGGGUACCGGGGAUGCGUCGUCUUUCAGACCUGGGGCAACGAGAGCAUUAUCACGGGGGACUUUGAGUCGCAGAACGGUCGCGGCGGAUAUGCCGCCUUCGAGGAGCGCUUCUUUCAGCCGGACAACAGCAGACUAAAAUCCCACCGGGGUGCGGUUGGCAUGCGGCGAAGUCAGAAGCGACACGACCACCACGGACUCGUCGGCAGCCAGUUCCGGGUCCUGCUGAACGAACAUCAGAUAUUUACGGCCAUAUUUGGCUACAUAAUCGAUGGCAUCGAAAUGAUAGACCGAAUCGCUGCGACUGGCAACUCGAUCGGGCGACCUGGUGUGCGAUCCAUCAUCAAAGAUUGCGGGUUGUACCGUCCUGUAGGAACUGAGAACCGAUCGGACCAACCUUUACCCCCAUGAGGAGCCCCAUUACUCGGAUCUACUAUACACAAUUUUUGAAGCAUCGUAAAAUAUAUGUAAUAUAAGAUAAGACAGACAAGACAGGUGUUUUUUUGAAAGUAAUCUCUUUGAUGUCCGUUUUUGAUUGUAUUGUACAAUAUUGUAUGUUAUAUUAUAAUAUUGUUCCGUGGAAUAACAAAACGAACAAGAAAUAAAAAAGCCAAAUUGUCAAAAAUGAGACUUGUGAAACUUUUAGAAAUAUUUUACAAAACGGAAUAAUACCAAACAGAGAGAGAGAGAGGAUAAGAGAUAAAAAGCAACAUUUUUAGGCUGUUUUAAAUAAUAAUAAUAGUAAAAAAAAGUAUUAUUUCUUUUUUGUUCUUCUAUAAAUACAAAGUCGAUGGAAAAUAGUUAAUGAUAUUUGUGAAAUUUCUUGGUAUUUAAGGUCUAAAUGGAAAUUGGUUAUUGGCUAUUAAAUUUUAUAGGCAUAAGGUAUACAUGAAACACAAUCCUACAAUCCGUAGGAUGUUUCAAGCGCUACAACAUUACCUGGCUAUGAAAUAAAAAAUUAAUACCUUAACUAAAAGGUAUUUUAAAAAUUAUAGAUAUCCAAUAAAACAUAAUAGCUACAUCUGAAUGGAAAUCUUAUAAAAUAGCACGAAAAUUGAGAAAUGAUUCCAGAUAAAGAUGAUAUCUAUAUCUACAUACAUAUAUAUAUAUAUAUAUAUAUCUACAAUAAAGUAAACUAUGCAAUAUAUCAAACGAUAUUCUAUUUAGUACACACUACGUGAUCUAUGAAAGACAUUAAAUAUCACAUCUUUGUACGUCUGUAAAACAUCUCAAUACAUUCGAGGUACACUUCAUAUUUACGAUGAAGUAAAUUAAUGCAAAUCGAAUACAGAACACUACGAUAUACGAUACACGAUACACGAUACACGAUACGAUAUACGAUUGAUAUAAGGUUUCCACCUACAAGAAACUCUCUACAUCUUUGUCGAUAUUGUAACACUAACUAAUAAGAAUCUCUAUAAAAAAAAAACAAGAAAUAGGUGAAAUCUUGCGUAGAUGUUAACUAUAUUUACAGGAGAUUUAUCCAUAAAAUCACAAAACAAUAGCGAUUUACCAGAAGUAAAUGUUUGAUGUCUAUAUAAGCUUUUGUUGUGACCAUUAUAAACGAAUUGUGACAUAAGAAUAGUUCUAUAGACAUAUAUCAUAAACAAGGAACAAGUGAUUUUAUUUAAAAGUAAAUCAAAACGAAGGAUCAAUUGAAGUCUAGAAGCUUUAGGAAUCGAGUAAUUUUGAUAUUAUAUAUGCAGAGGUAUACGAAAUAUUUGAGUUAGGUUUAGGUCGGUUUAGCAUUGCGUUUUGAUUUAUUAUUAUUCAUAUUAAUCUUUUAUCAAUCAAGCAGAAUUAAAAAAAAAAAGUAAGAAAAAGAUAGUAUUAUUCGAAACAUAUACGAUUAAUAAGAGAUAUAAAACAUAUAUGUGAUGGAUGAUAUUAAAAGAUAAGAUAUGGUAAUACACAAUACACAGCAGAUGAGGCAAUUAUACAUUCGUUUGUAAAUGGAACGAAUGUAAUUACUACAGAAAAUUAAUUUAUAUUUUAACUUGUCUAUUAAUAUUAAUAAGAAUCGUGUAAUUUAAAUUAAUUAAAUUUAAAUAUUAGGUAAAAGAAACAUUAUAUUUGUUAUAUUAUUUGAUUAAAUCAAAUCGAAAAUUCUUUGAGUUCAAAUAUAUGACAAAAUUAAAUUAAUUUUUAAGGAAAGUCUAAGAUUUCAAAAAAAUCAUCGAAACGGUGGCAAAAAAGCGCAUCAAACACGAAGAAAUCUCAAAUAAAAAUUUGCUCAAAUGGUAUAUAGUUUACCGAGAAUCCAAGUAAUCGUAUAGGUACUAUAUCCAUACUUGUGUUGUAAAUGUGUCUGGUUAUUAAUUCUUAAGACGUGUUUCUUGUAAAUCAUAAUUGGUAUGGAUUUUUGGCAAAGAGCACUCCACAGAGCAAUGAUGCGAAGUACAAACACAAGCGGAGAAGGGAGAAGAGAACGAAUAAUGGUCAUUAAAAUCCAGAGGAUUUAAAAAGAUACCCACACACUACACCGAGUUUAAAGGUAUUUAAGUGUUAAAUGUCCAUAGAUAAUCAAACUUUACAUAGCUUUUAAGCAAUAAUCGAAAUGUAAUCCCUGUUCAAUUGGUGUCUAAAUAUGCAGUGUGUUUAAAUGUGAAAGUUUUCAAUAAAUGUUGCAGAACUCAAACCCGAAUGGAAGGCACAUCAUAUCGAUUAUAUCACUCACCUUAUAGAAGACAUCUGGAACAUACUGCUUAUCUGUGGACUCUCGCACAUAUCCCAAUUCGGGAGCCUCCUUAGUGGGUACCAGACAAUCAUCUCGGACCAGAGCCAU
This is a messenger RNA of Drosophila miranda, 4452 nucleotides long. RefSeq lists its product as uncharacterized. The record is from RefSeq and is a predicted model, not a curated record. The coding region runs from base 99 to 2078 and encodes 659 amino acids. Gene Ontology annotation, molecular function: peptidyl-prolyl cis-trans isomerase activity. Lineage: Eukaryota; Metazoa; Arthropoda; Insecta; Diptera; Drosophilidae. Gene Ontology annotation, biological process: protein peptidyl-prolyl isomerization. The transcript is spliced from 2 exons.